Messenger RNA from Peromyscus californicus insignis, 1468 nucleotides. Its product is annotated as 60S ribosomal protein L31-like. Gene Ontology annotation, molecular function: structural constituent of ribosome. The transcript has a single exon. Gene Ontology annotation, cellular component: ribosome; cytosolic large ribosomal subunit. The coding region runs from base 1026 to 1430 and encodes 134 amino acids. Lineage: Eukaryota; Metazoa; Chordata; Mammalia; Rodentia; Cricetidae. The record is from RefSeq and is a predicted model, not a curated record. Gene Ontology annotation, biological process: cytoplasmic translation.
AGCCUAGUCUAACUAUCAAAAACAAGAAAGUUGGUGAAGAUGUAAUUGAAUGAUAGGGCCAUGUUCCAGCCUCAGUAAGCAGCAGAACUUGGCAGCUCUGGCCACAUGGUUCUAAAGUUAAGGAUAGAAGAGGCUAUGGAAUGUGGCCCCACGACUAAGGAAAGCCACUGAGGCCAGGCAUAUGUCAGGGGUGUCCCUGAAUGAAGGCCUAGAGAGGCCAUUGUGUGAAGCUGUGAAGUUGAAGCUUGGAUUGCCUUGGAGAUCCCAAGAUGUAAGAGAUGCCAGAGCCUUAGGAUACCUGCCAAGGAGAGCUGCUAAGAGGGAGUGGAACAGGUCCAAGAGAAAAAAGUGUGUUGCAGUCAACAAAGCUGAAAGGAGUUGGAGAUCUGAAGAGUGCUUUGACAUCAAACACAGAGAUGCAGAGUUUGGAGUUUGCUCAGCUGGUUUUCUGUCUUGCUUUGGUCCAGUAUUUCCUCACUAUACUCCCUUCCCUAUGUUUUGGAAUGGUAAUGUAUAUCCUGUGCCAUUAUAUGUUGUAAGUAUGUGAUCUGUUUUUUAUUUUGAUUUUACAGGGGAUUACAGUUAAGAAAUUGCAUGAAUCUCAGAGACUUUGAAUUUUAGACUUUUAAGUAAGUUUGAGACUGUUACAGACUAUAGGGACAUUUGAAAUUAGACGGAAUGCAUUUUUGCAUUAUGAUAUGGCUACAAGCCUUUGGGGGCCAGGGAGUGGAAUGUGGUAGCUUGAAAGAAAAUGGACCCCAAAGGAAUAGCACUAUUAGGAGGUGUGGCCUUGUCGGGAUAGGUAUGGUCUUGUUGGAGAAGUGUGUCACUGUGGAGGUCUCCUAUAUGAUCAAGCCAUGCUCAGUGAGACAGUCUAUUUCUGGUUGCCUGCAUAUCGACAUGUAGCAGCUACCUUUCCAGCACCAUGUCUGCCUGCAUGUUGCCAUGUCCCACCACGAUGAUAAUGGACUGAACCUCUGAACUGUAAUCCACCCCAAUUAAAUGUUUUCUUUGUAAGAGUUGCCAUGGUGGUCCAACUUGGGCCCGGCAGAAUGGCUCCCGCAAAGAAGGGUGGCGAGAAGAAGAAGGGCCGUUCUGCCAUCAGCGAGGUGGUGAUCCGAGAACACACCAUCAACAUUCACAAGCGCAUCCAUGGAGUGGGCCUCAAGAAGUGUGCUCCUAGGGCACUCAAAGAAAUCCGGAAAUUUGCCAUGAAGGAGAUGGGUACUCCAGAUGUGCGCAUUGAUACUAGGCUCAAUAAAGCCGUCUGGGCCAAAGGAAUAAGGAAUGUUCCAUACUGUAUCUGUGUACGUUUGUCCAGAAAACGUAAAGAGGAUGAGGACUCACCAAACAAGCUCUACACAUUGGUAACUUACAUACCUGUUACCACAUUCAAAAAUCUACAGACAGUCAAUGUGGAUGAGAACUAAGCUGCAGAGUGUCAAAUAAAGUUGGAGAACUACCAAAA